GGUCUUCGACUCAGUUCCCAGCCUUUGCUGGGCGCCAGACCCGGCCUCGCCGCCCGACCGCUGGCCUGUCUCGGUUCACUACCUUUUCGGUCCCAGCCUUCGCGGGCUGGGGCCGCUGCCGCUGCCUCAGGACGGGGAGGCGGGCCAUGGCGUCCUGCGUGGGGAGCCGAACCCUGAGCAAAGAUGAUGUGAACUACAAGAUGCAUUUCCGGAUGAUCAACGAGCAGCAAGUGGAGGACAUCACCAUCGACUUCUUCUACCGGCCGCACACCAUUACCCUACUCAGCUUCACCAUCGUCAGCCUCAUGUACUUCGCUUUCACCAGGGAUGAUUCUGGUCCAGAAGACAACAUCUGGAAGGGCAUCCUCUCUGUUAUUUUCUUCUUUCUUAUCAUCAGUGUAUUAGCUUUUCCCAAUGGUCCAUUUACUCGACCUCAUCCAGCCUUAUGGAGAAUGGUUUUUGGCCUCAGUGUGCUCUACUUUCUGUUCCUGGUGUUCCUGCUCUUCCUGAAUUUUGAGCAGGUUAAAUCCAUAAUGUAUUGGCUAGAUCCAAAUCUUCGAUACGCCACGAGGGAAGCAGAUGUCAUGGAAUAUGCUGUGAACUGUCAUGUUAUCACCUGGGAGAGGAUUAUCAGCCAUUUUGACAUAUUUGCCUUUGGACAUUUCUGGGGCUGGGCCAUGAAGGCCUUAUUGAUCCGUAGUUAUGGGCUCUGCUGGACAAUCAGUAUUACCUGGGAGCUAACCGAGCUUUUCUUCAUGCAUCUUCUGCCAAAUUUUGCUGAGUGCUGGUGGGAUCAAGUCAUUCUGGACAUCCUAUUAUGUAAUGGCGGAGGCAUCUGGCUGGGCAUGGUCGUCUGCAGGUUUUUAGAGAUGAGAACUUACCACUGGGCAAGCUUUAAGGACAUCCAUACCACCACCGGGAAAAUCAAAAGAGCCGUGCUCCAGUUCACUCCAGCCAGCUGGACCUACGUUAGGUGGUUUGACCCCAAAUCUUCAUUUCAGAGAGUGGCUGGAAUAUAUCUUUUCAUGAUCAUCUGGCAGCUAACUGAGUUGAAUACCUUCUUCCUGAAGCAUAUCUUUGUGUUCCAAGCUGGUCAUCCAUUGAGUUGGUGUAGAAUUCUCUUUAUUGGUGGCAUUACAGCCCCCACAGUGAGGCAGUACUACGCUUACCUCACCGACACGCAGUGCAAGCGCGUGGGAACGCAGUGCUGGGUGUUUGGGGUCAUUGGUUUCCUGGAAGCGAUUGUUUGCAUAAAAUUCGGGCAAGAUCUCUUCUCCAAGACCCAAAUACUCUACGUCGUGCUGUGGCUUCUAUGUGUGGCUUUCACCACUUUCCUGUGUUUGUAUGGCAUGGUUUGGUACGCAGAACACUGUGGUCAUCGAGAAAAGACCUAUUCAGAGUGUGAAGAUGGCUCGUACAGUCCAGAUAUCUCCUGGCCCCACGGGAAGGGUGCAAAAGGUUCUGAAGACAGCCCACCCAAGCAUUCGGGCAACAGCGAGAGCCAUUCUUCCAGAAGAAGGAAUCGACAUUCCAAAUCGAAAGUCACCAACGGCGUUGGAAAGAAAUGAAAGAUCCUAGUUAAUCAAAGAUGAUCCAGAGAGUGCCUAGAACUGAGAGGGACAUGGAACUCCUCUGGGCCCCCGUUAGGAGGCGAAAAUGCCCAGAGCAAACAGGGAGAGGAGAGGGAACUCUUGGGGGUCACUAUUUGAGAGUAAGUCGGGUUUCCCACGGAUCUGGCUAUAUCAGGCAGAUCACUGCCUGCGGCCCUUUGCCAAUUUGGGGUCUCUUCUAACUUCAGCACUCGGCAUGCGGUCACCGGUAGCAAUUCAGUGUGUUUAAAGGAAAAGGUAGCUAUUUCCUCACAGUUACCAAGAGCAGCUUUGUGCUUGGGUGUAUUGUGGAUGCAUUUUAAAUGUCUUCAUUCAGACAAGACAUUAAUUGUAUAGUUAAUGGACUCAUCCCCAGGUUUUAUUUUUAUGAAUCUGCCUUUCCACAUUUGAUUGGAGUUCAGACUACUUUUCUUUUUUUUUUUUUUUUUUUAAUUGUUAUUGUUGUUACUUGUUUUUAAGUUAGGGUGUUUAAAAGCCUUCAGAAGCCGCUGCUGGAAUUGAAACUGGCAGAGGUUCCCCUUCCUUCUAGAAAAAAAAAAAGGAAAGAGCUUUUGUGUUACUAUUUAGCAGCCUCAGCCCUCUUUCUCAAACCUUAAGCCACAUGGCAGGGCAUAUGGCUUAAGCCAUAAGGCAGUCUAAGAAAAGGUUAGUUUCCUGUUUGGGAUCCUGGGCUCCAGAACCGAUCCUUUCUUGUUCCAUUUCCAAAUGUCAUUUGUCCAGACUUAUCCACAGUGCACAAAAGUGAAUCUUGUAGGCAGUGAACAAGGCGGCUUCUCUCCACAGCCAGGUGCCUUUUACAAUUUGUUUGUUUUCCUUCCAUGGUGUGUUGCUGACAUUGUCUUUUAGUCACAUGUGAGGUGCUGGUGAGUAUUACCUUUCAUCUGUGCCAUGCUCUAGAGCAUUUACCCCAAUAGUUCACCUCCACUGAUGGAUCCCUGUUUGAAAUAAAAUAAUUCACUUUAAAGCCCAUCAAA
Messenger RNA from Choloepus didactylus (southern two-toed sloth), 2584 nucleotides. RefSeq names its product phosphatidylserine synthase 1 (gene PTDSS1). The transcript has 13 exons. Gene Ontology annotation, biological process: phosphatidylserine biosynthetic process. Bases 147 to 1568 code for a protein of 473 amino acids. Gene Ontology annotation, molecular function: L-serine-phosphatidylethanolamine phosphatidyltransferase activity. The record is from RefSeq and is a predicted model, not a curated record. Lineage: Eukaryota; Metazoa; Chordata; Mammalia; Pilosa; Megalonychidae.